AAUAUUGUAGUAACACAGACAAGGCUUUGAACUAAACUGUUUUAUUGUGGAGGUGGUUUUGCCCAAGUCAGAAGGUAGCAGUUGCUUCCAUCGGAAAAUCAACUGCGGCUUCUUCCUUGUCGAAAUCUAUUGGGUGAAUUAUGAAUUGCGAAGUUUGUCAGCUGAAGGAACUGGAAGUGGAAUCGUUCGAGAUACGCGAGGUUCUACGCUGCAUUUUACAUACUAUUGUCUUUCACCGUGCACUCGGUCUUAUCCGCCCUAAAGAUAUUGAUUUGGAGCUCUUUGAGAUCACUUAUGUACAAUGUGGUGAAAUAGAGGUGGAAAAGAAGAUUGAUGAGACGAUAGAGCACUUCAUAAGCUGGAUUGAUAAACACCCCAACAAGAGAAGUCCGAUAUGUGUAUCCUUUUAUGAAGUCAAAAGCAAACAACCGUCUUGGUUCAAUAACAAACAACGUUCCUAUUGGGAACAAUGGUACGUCAAUCUCAAUGUUCUUCACCAGACUAAAUCCCCUUCCCACCACUCCAAACUAGUUAUGGACACUGGAGAGGCGAAUGAGGAAAGAAGUUCCCGCAGGACACUGCUUGAGCAAUCCCUUCAAGAAGUCUUGUUUCAAAUCAUAAAAUUCGUGAAUGAGAAAAAGGACCACGUUCCUCCAAUCAACGACGGUGUAAUCUACUGCCCUUUUGAGAUCACUAUGCCAAGGUGCAACGAUCCUUAAGGACAUAGAUGAGUUGAAGUGUUGAUUCAAAUCCAACUUUCUUUUUGUUUCAGCUCAUCAGACUCAACCUUUGGGAUGGAUAUUUUCAAGAGGAUGCUCCACAGUGGUGGCCAUCCAUCGAUGCUCAGUUGAUUCAACAUUAUCCACUCAAAACUUAAUUAGUACAUUAUACGGAUACACUUGAUGUUACUUGGUCCAAUCAACACUUUCCUCUGUAUAUAAACAUUACGACUAUUAUACACAUGCCUCUGAAGUUGUUGAUAGAUAA
Molecule: messenger RNA, 987 nt
Organism: Brassica napus (rape)
Lineage: Eukaryota; Viridiplantae; Streptophyta; Magnoliopsida; Brassicales; Brassicaceae
Product: autophagy-related protein 101
Exons: 7
Coding region: 141-719 (192 amino acids)
Biological process (GO): autophagosome assembly; autophagy
Cellular component (GO): phagophore assembly site
Source: RefSeq, a predicted model, not a curated record